Molecule: messenger RNA, 12989 nt
Organism: Xyrichtys novacula (pearly razorfish)
Lineage: Eukaryota; Metazoa; Chordata; Actinopteri; Labriformes; Labridae
Source: the annotation of a GenBank genome assembly
AUGUCAGGACCUGUGCCAAGCCGGGCCAGGGUGUACACUGAAGUCAACACUCACCGGCCGAGGGAGUACUGGGACUAUGAGUCCCAUGUUGUUGAAUGGGGGUAAAUACCUCUUUGACCUCCACACAGUAUUUGCACCAUACUGCUUGACCAAUCUGUAACCCAGCACAUGUUUAUGAUCCUUUCCUCACAGAAACCAGGAUGACUUUCAGCUGGUUCGGAAGCUAGGGCGCGGCAAGUACAGUGAAGUCUUUGAGGCAAUCAACAUCACAAAUAAUGAGAAGGUGGUGGUGAAGAUUCUCAAGGUAAAUCAGUGAAGAGGCUUGGAUUAGGUCAGUGCCUCUAAUUGGGUGAUUUAAUGCAGCUGACCAACUUUGCCUCACCUUUUUACCUUUAGCCUGUGAAGAAAAAGAAGAUCAAGCGUGAGAUCAAGAUUUUGGAAAACUUGCGUGGGGGUCCAAACAUCAUCUCCCUCAUAGAUAUUGUGAAAGACCCAGUAGUAAGUACAUGUUAUUUUUUUAAAACCACUCAGCUCUCUGUUCCUGAAUACUGUAGAUUUCAUCAUUUGAUGUGAAUUGCCUGUGUUAAUAUUAAUACAAACAUUCAGUGUAUGUUGAGGUUCUGAAAUAUCAUUACUGUACUGUAUCAAUAGUUUAGUCAGCCCACCAGCUGUGCAAGCUUGUCCAUUUCACUUGUGCUUGGGAAGUAUGUUUUUGUAAGUACCGAAGGUAGAUAGAUGUGUCCAAUCAGAUAUACAGCCUUUUAUUUCUGUGUUGUGUCAGGGCUCUCCAAACAUUUUAACAACCUAGAACAAGAUCAAUAAAGAUAUUAAUUUAUUUAUAUUCUUAUCCUUGAUUAAAGACAGCACGCCACACUGUCCUGGAUGAAAACACAAACAGUAGAGUAGAUCUUCACAGCCUGUCAGUCUUUUACUGUCAGCAGGUUCCAGGAAUCGAUGAACCAGAUCCAAAGCUGCAGACCAAACAGAUGUUAAGUUUCAUUACACAUGGUGAUGAAUGUGAGGUGUCAUCUUGUAUUUUACUUUGGACUGAUACAGGAACGAAUGAAUGAAUCAUUCGUCUUUUUACAUUGCAUGUCCAAGUUAGCAAGUUUACUUCCCAUCCUCAGUAUAAAAACAUGGAGCUGUAGUGAUGGGACAAAGUUCUUCCGCUACCUAUCAGAGGUAGUAAUGGAGGUUCUGUAAAAAGGAACAGCCAGCACAUUACAGCACCAUGUGUGUGUCAGUGCCUGUUGGAAUAUUAUUCCAGCCUCAUAGCGCUAUUUUACAUGUUUUGCUUCUUGUAAGUCACCCAUCACGAUCACAAUGUGAUGUUAGCUCACACACUGAGAUGGCAACAUAAAACCUUGGCAGCAUUCAUUUCAUUAGUAGCAAGCUGAGGUCAUGGCAGGACUUGGUUCUGGUGCUGCAGCAGAUUCUUAGUGCGUAAAAGCGCUUUGACAGAACAGUCUACAGGAGUGUCUGUAUGUUUUAAUGGGGGUUCCCUUCUGAACUAAUCUAUCUUUAACAAAACCUGUUUUUGUGCUGAUCUAUAAAAGAUGGUUUCUCAAACAUUUAGCAUUGGAGCCUCUUUUAUUGUGCACAUAAACAAACUUUGCACUGGACACCAACUUUUUAUGUCAUUAUCAACCAUUUAUUAACAAAAAGAUUGAUUGUAUUUACUGACAUAUAAAUCUGCAAAUGGAAAUGAUAACGAGUGGUUACCUGUAAGUUGCUAAAAAAUGCUUGUGGAGAGUCCUGAUUAGGAAUCACCCUUUGCAUUAGAUAGUUUGUAGAUGAAGCAACCCUUUUGAUUAUUGCUCUAGAUGCAGACCUGGGCACUUUACGGCCCCAGGGCCACAGCCGGCCCUUUGUAUGUCCCUGCCCAGCCCUUUGUGAGGUCAGUCAAUCAAAACAUGCUUUACAAGUGUGUUGCUUUUAUUUUGAAAUCCAAACCUUUGUUUUAUUUCCAUUUGGACGCAUGUGCGUAAUCCUAGAUCUGCAUCGGUUAACAGAGACAAGUUUAAACUUUGGCAAAAUAUACGUAGACGCCUCAUAGUUGCCAAGUCCACUUACUUUAAAUGAUUUAGGGCUUGUUUUUCUCAGAAGUUGCUUGUAAAACUUGUAAAUCGCGGGUGUGCUUUUUUUGGACUUGUUUUAGCUAGUAGUUGCUUAUUUGAGCUUAUUUUGAGCUCUCUUUUCUGAGUUGAAUAGGAAUGAAAUGAGUCUGAAUGUUGCUCACAGUGUGGCUGCCCUCCCACUUUGUUUGGAGCUCGAGUUCGAGCCUUGAACCCGUUUUUAUUAAGUUACUUAGCUGAAAACUGCUCAUACUGAGAAUAUCAUAUACUUCUUCCAGUCCAGGACGCCCGCCUUGGUCUUUGAACAUGUUAACAACACCGACUUCAAGGUAAGAGCUCAACUUUUUCUCUCUGACUUUGAGUUUCUUCAGCUUUUAGAAACCUCCUUUCUUGGCAUGCUUGUUGUUUUCCUGUACAUGUAUGCAAAAGUCCAGUGCUAUGUGUUCGGUGCCAGGAGGCAAGCCGUCCUCUGGUUCUAUCCUUAAUCACUGGCACAUUUGCACGGAUGGAUCUGAUUGUGGUGUUGCUGCACUAUGAUUGUUGCUGCUGUAUCACCAGAACAAGCUUUCUGACUUUGUUUUGUCUCCAGCAACUGUACCAAACCCUGACAGACUAUGACAUCCGGUUCUACAUGUAUGAAAUCCUCAAGGUGAGCUCCCGAAGUACAGUUCAAAAUCUCUGUUUGUGCCAUUAACCAACUUUCAGACAGAUAGAUAACAACAAUCCUUGCUCUUCUCUGCAGGCUCUGGACUACUGCCACAGCAUGGGAAUAAUGCAUCGGGACGUGAAGCCACAUAAUGUGAUGAUUGAUCAUGAACAUCGUAAGGUGAGUUUGAGUCUGCAGAACAUAAACUCAAAGAUAUCAGAGUGAUCAAAAGCAACAGAAACUUACUUAUACUGACAUUUGUUUGACUCCUUAUCUCUUUCACAGUUUUUAAGCUGGGAUCUAUUAAAUUCAUAAUAUAAAUAAUUAUGUUUAUACAUGCAUUGUGUGUUUGUUGUGUAUAAUGGUCCUAUUAGAGCCUGAUAUGAAACAGUGACCCAAAAUGUUAUAAAAAAAAUGUAACAAAGCCCAAAAUGUGACAAUUGGUCAACAAUUUUUACAAAAUGUUGAGCCUGAAAUGUGAAAAAAAGAAAAGUAAUUUAAACCCAAAAUGUAAUAACUGACCCAUAAUGUAACAAGUUGCUACAUUUUGGGCAAAAAGUUAUCACGUUUGGCUCAGCAUCUUGUUACAUUAGCGACCAGUUAUUACAUUUUGGGUUUUAUUUCUUUUGUUUUUAUUACAUUUUUUUAAUGACAUUUCAGGUCAUGGUUACAUAUCUGGCUCUAACAGGGCUCAUGUCUUGUUCUGUAGUUGCGUCUCAUUGACUGGGGUCUAGCUGAGUUUUACCACCCAGGACAAGAGUACAAUGUCAGAGUUGCUUCCCGUUACUUCAAAGGACCAGAGCUGCUGGUGGACUAUCAGGUACCUGAGAACUAGUUCACCUUUGGUGCAGUGAAGUAUUCAAACAAGUGUUGGAUAACCAAUGAAACGAAAUCAUCUCCUUUUAAACUUUUUUGUUAACACUGGAGCUCCUUACUGUCACCCCCCCUGUACUCCUAAAGCUUGAACUGUGUGUUUGUCUCAGAUGUAUGACUACAGUCUGGACAUGUGGAGCUUGGGUUGUAUGUUGGCGAGCAUGAUCUUCAGGAAGGAGCCCUUCUUUCAUGGCCAUGACAACUAUGACCAGGUAGGAGAAAACAGGGUUUAUAUCUACACGUGGAGUAUGUUGUCUUUAAAGAUCAAAAUCAUACAAAGCGACAAUCGCCUGUUAUUUUUGAGCACAGAAGUGACUGGUGCCUGUGUGCAGUAGAUAACUGUCUAGAAGGGUUUAAGCCACCUAUUCAGAUCUGACAGACUGUUUGUGUUCCCGCAGUUGGUAAGAAUAGCCAAGGUUCUUGGGACAGAGGACCUUUAUGACUACAUCGACAAGUACAAUAUAGAGCUGGAACCUCGUUUCAAUGACAUUCUGGGAAGGUAAGAUGUGACUGCAGUCACAUGAUGAUCAUGGUAAUUAUAUCCUGAAUGUGCAGUAGCUGUAUGAAACUUUGUUUUUGGUGCCAUCAUGAUCUCAUACGAAGCCAGAGAGUCAGGUUAGGGAUCAGCUCAAGGAAGAAUAUUUAUGAUCAUAACUUUAUAAUUUCCUUGAAGAAAUAAUCACCAUAUUAAUUAUUUUGCACUGCAGACGCGGUAGUUCUUCUGCCUUAGUGUCUCGGUCUGAUUGCAUUUCCAUGAAGAAAUGAUUAUAAAUGUUCUUCCUUGAGCUGCGUAGCUAUGGAAGCUGAUGAUAUGAUAUGCUGUGUCUCCUGAUGACAUCCCCAAGGGGAUACAUGUACAGGUUAAAAAGAAGCGGUAGUCAUGUAUUAAAAAAUACACAGUCGUGGUCAGACAGCCAGGUCGAAAACAGAGGACACUUCGAUGGACAGGAAAUGGGUUAUGACCCAUUUGUUGGCUGUGUGGCGUGCUGCUUAAAAUCGAGACAGUUUGAAGGUUUAAAAACUCUCUGGAUAUUGCAUCCGAGGUAUCAUCGACACGUAGAUUAAAAUCACCAGUUAUUUAAGUCCUGUUAUAAAAGGUGUGGAUAAUUGAUAAAAGUUCAGAAAAUUCCCAGAAAAAAGAGCUAGAGUGAUGGGGUGGUCUAUACUGUGAGGCAAAAAAUUAGAGGACUGCCAAAAGUAAAGGCAUGGUUCUCAAAUGAUGUGUAGCUUUUUAAAAACACUCCAUUUGAGGUCAGUGAGUUAUUUGUAAUAGAUGCCAUCCGUCCUCUUUUAGCCUCUGGUAGAAAAUUAAAAAAAAUAAAAAAUUUGGUGGGUAAGCCGGUGCAUCAUAGCCAAGCCAUGUCUCGGUUAAAACAAGACAGUCUAACUUGUUUUCUAAAUCACAACAUUCAUUAAAAAAUGUUUUGUUUAAAAGAGAACAAGAGAAUGAUACACAUUUUGAUUUAUCCUUAUUUUCUUUUUGCGUGGCAUAUAUAAUUGCUUCCUUCCAACUUGGUAGUGUUUGAGCUUUCUUUAAAGCCAAAUUCAAAGGAGGAAGCAUCACUAGUGUUAGUUCUUUUCUCAGCUCCGUAUACCAUUCUGCCAGAUAGCUGUCUGAUCCUGGGGAUUUAUUUGAUUUGAGUUUACUAAUUGCUAUUUUUUUAGUUCUUUUUCUGUUACAUCCUCCAUCAUUAUUUUAUUCUGUUCUUCAUUUAACACGGGUACUUCCAGAGAAUCUAAAAAACUGUAUUUCAGCUGUGCUGUCUCCUGUCUUUGUAGUAUAAAGAGUCUUAUAAAAUGUUUUAAAUGCUCCCAGAAUUUCAUUUAUUUUAUUUUUUUUGUUGUUUUGGUUAUUGGGUGUUUAAUUUUAUGAAUUGUGUUCUGUGCUUUUUUUUAUUUUGAUUUCCAGGCCAGAACCAUCAUUGAUUUGGAUCCACCUUCAUAGUACCUUUGUCUAAGAAACAUUAAAUUUUUCUGAAUUUCAUGUGUUGUUAGAUGAUUAAUUUAGUUUCAUUUUUUCAUUAUUUCCUCCAGUAGAUCCCGUUUUGUUAUAUCUUUUUUUUCUCCAAGUCUUUUAAUUUAUUUUGUAACUCUCCCAGUUUUUUAUUUCUCAUCAGUUUUGGAGGAGGAUAUUGCUUUAAUUUUCCCUCUCAGGACAGCUUUUAAGGCAUUGUACAGUAUAGGAGGGGAUGCAUCCCCUUUAUCAUUCAUUUCCAGACAGAAGUGGUUCUCUCUUUUAAUCUGUUUUUUUUUAAAGUGAGAAUCAUUGAGCAGGCUUGAAUUUAAUUUCCAGCUAUUAAUAUUUUGAUUGUAGAUUUAGAUCUACAGACAGGUAUAUGGGUGCAUGAUCACUUAAGUCUGUUGUCCCUAUUUCACAUGUGCUUAUUUUAUGUUUGUCUUUUCCAAAAGUGGAGAAUAAUCUAUUCUUGUGUAUAAUGAGUGGGGUGAGGAGCAAUGGGUGUAGUCCCUUUGAUUGGAAUGCAAGUCUCUCCAUAUGUCAAUUAGGCUGUAUUGGCUGAGUGAGAUCGUUUUGGUUCGUUCCACUUCAGUGGGGCAACAUAAACUGUGAUUCAUAAAAUAGCUCUAUUGAUAGUAAGUACUAAAAAAAAAUAUCUACUCAUGCCAUCCAGUCGAUUUUUAGUAAUCAGUGUUUCGGUGUCGAACUAUUUCCUUUCUGCGGUGUAGUGAUACUUGCACACACGCAAUCGAAUAUGCAGAGGGGUGAAGCGAUUUUUGUCACGUGGACCAAUUGGAGCCGAGUCUCGUUGCCAUAGUAUCAGAAAUACACAAACAUGGCGACGAGCGCAUCUAGCAACGAGACAAGCGAAGAGGAAGAAAAGAACAGGAAAAAAAGAAAACAGCCUUCAAAAGUGCAUAAAAAAGGAAUGAAACGAUGCUAUAUGCAUCUAUCAUCUGUCCAGAGUGAAGAACGAGAUUCACUUUCUAGGCACUUUUUCCUCUGUCCCAAUACAGCCUAAAUUAGACCAACCUCCUUAAGUUAACAUAUUAAUUUUCUUAACCAAUGACCUCAUAUUAUGUGCCUUCUCAUUUGAAGUAUCCAGUUUUGGCUGCAAGUGUAAAUCUCCCCCACAGAUUAGAAGGUCUGCUGUCUCUGAUAUCAUUUUAUCAACAACUUUCUUAACUUUCUUAUCACUUCCGGGUGGCGCGCAUACAUUUAGCAACGUAAUCUAGUUUCCCCUAAUGUUGCCUCUUACUAAUACAAAUGGUCCCUCCAUUACUGGUCCAUCACUUAUCUCAAAUAUUUUUUUAAAGUGUAAUUUACCUGAUUUAAGGACAGCGACUCCUCUUCUUUGUCUAGAUUUAUAAGAAGAGGAAAAUAUGCUUGUGAACCCAAUCUUUUCAGUUUCUCCCUUCCGCUGUGCAUCAUCUUUCCUGAAUUCCCUCAGUUCUCUGAGUAUUAGGUCCAGACUCGCAUUGCUAGCUUUUUCCCUUCCGUCUGCUAGCAUGACGUUUUACUUAAGCACUAGUUGUUCUGAAUUCGAGUUGUUGUGGGCUGUUCUUUAUCUCUACGGUCGGGAGCAUGUUCUCCUAUGCUGCCAUCUUCUUUCGUGCCAAACCCGCAAGUUUUUCCCUGAGUCCUAUGUUUUUAUUUUUCUGUUUUUGGUCUCCAGGCAUUCUCGUAAGCGGUGGGAGCGGUUUGUUCACAGUGAGAAUCAGCACCUGGUCAGCCCUGAGGCUCUGGAUUUCCUGGACAAGCUGCUACGUUAUGACCACCAGGCUCGGCUGACUGCUCGUGAGGCCAUGGAUCACCCUUACUUCUGUAAGCCGUCCUCACAGAAAACUUUUGCUUAUCAGAAUAGAGUCACAAUGACCCAAAGCAAAAAAAUGAUUUCUUCUUAUUGGUUGUCCCUGCAGUCCCCAUCGUGAAAGAUCAGUCUCGUGUGGCCGGAUCAGCCAACAUGCCCAGUGGGAACCCAGCUGUUAGCACAGCUAGCAUGAUCACUGGUGAGGACAUACAUACAUGCCACAAAGUGCCCUGUAGUCCUGUAGGCUGUUUAUUGACACUUCCGUGUGGAGUUUUCCCACAGCGCACACUACUUAACAGACCAUUUUUUUCUAAAUUUCAUAAAAACUGUUUAGCAAGUCUUUCCAGGCUACUGAUUUGGAAGACAGAUCAUCUAAGCUGUAGAGAGAGUUCAGAUUUGUGGGGCCACUUUGUUGUUUUAUCAUCAUGCUGUGAUAAGGCUCAGUGUGAUGAUAAAAAACUAUGAUGUGCAUUUUAGUCACAUUUUGUUCCAGCUCAGGAUUUAAAAAUCUGUACCCCAAGUCAGAGGGUCACACCCAUUUGUACCUACAGGCAACCUAUGUUUAUAAGAUGUUUACUCUUGCUCAGUUAAAGCACACUCUGUUUCACUUUUUUUUUUUUAAAGGGGACCUGCCAUCAAAAUUUCAUACCCAAUUUUAUCAUUUUUUCAUAAUCCUUGAUGUCCUCUGAUCAUGUUUGCAACAUAAUUUUAGCUGAAAAGUUAUUUGAUGGUUUGUUUUAGUAUGCCUAAAAAACCUUACAGGAAAACCAACUGAUUUUGGCUCAUUAACAUUUAUGGUAAUGAGCUUUGCUCUGAUUGGAUCGCUGCUGUGAAGCCUGCUGUGCUCUUAUUGGCUCAGCAGUGGAGGUUCAGAUUUCGGUUUAUCCAUUUUGCUAAUGUGUGCUUAAGUAAGGUGCCCAGAUGUCUGUAAUGAUAUACGGGGAUAUUCGGUGCGGUGGCGGGGAGGGUGCAGGGGCUGUGUGAUCACAGACAAAGUCUCGGUACUAUUUAGUAGCAGCGCAUGCCCCUUGAAAUAACCCCUGUAAGAACUUUUGUUCAUGACUGCUUACUUGUGCGUCCUACCUAUUCGGCUACUGUAAUAACCGUUGUUCGAGCCCACACGCAACAUUUUUGCUCUCAUUCAUGAAAUGCUUAACUCAGGGACAUUUUCGGGGACAGCUUUUGCCGGGGACAGGUCAUCCAAUUCGGGGACUGUCCCCGGUAAUCUGGGACGUCUGGUCAUCUUAUGCCAAAGGCUAAAAACGGCAGGUAUUAAACCAUAUAUUUUAGACCCCGAGUCUGAAGAGGAGGUGGAAGUUGAAGAAGAAGCCAGACAUCUCCAGCGGUGUUUUCAUUCAUUCUGCCCAGCUUUAAGUUAAUUUUCCCAGCAGUGAACCCAAGGAAACACCGGUCGUUUGGAAGAGACCCAUAGCGGAUACAGUGGUAGCUGGGUCUCGCUCUGGCUGGAGAGUGAUGUUGACUGAAUGAGUACGAGAAUGAGAGAGUGGGUGCGGCUCACUGAGGACACGCUCGUGAAUAAUAAUGAGCAAGGUCAGCGCGACGUCAGAGGGACCUGCUUUUUCAAUUGGCCUGGUUUACCCGUUUCUUCAUUUUAAACCUUUACAGAAUGCAAACGAUGUACCGGUUUAUUUUCACAUUUACAACAUAAGAUGAACAUAAUAUGGACCUUAUCUGACACAAAAAACACACAAAAUUACAUUUUUGAUGGCAGGUCCCCUUUAAUUCAAGUUUUUAAUUCAAGUAAUCAAUUUAUUGAUCUUUUCAAGGCUCGGUACAUGGCAAACUCAGUAUUUUUCUGCAUACAGGAACAAGUAGUUCUUAAGAGUGAACUGUGACAGACUUUGCACAUUUUUAUCUCUUGAAGAGCAGAAAAUACAAAAAAGUGAGUGCACAAUAAUGCCAACUAAACAUGUAUUAUAUCUGUACACACACUCACAUCAUAAAGACAUGUCGCUGUGGUACACAGCACCACCAAAUCCCCCCCUGAAGGAAGCACAAUAAAGCAAGAAAACCAGAGUCCCAAAACCUAGAGGGGGCCAUUAUUUACCUUUAUGUAGUCUCAGAACUUGUCUCAGGGGGUCACCCCCUCCCCCCGUCAUCACAAGCUGUUGUUGUGCCUAUUAAAUUACAGAAAAGUUAAAUUUAGUAAUAUUGGGUCAUUGAGAUUUAUGGACCUGAGGAAAUUUCUGCUCUGAGCCAGUUACUCAAAAUAUUUAGAAUCUGAAUCCAGGGUCUGAUUGACACGCAUUCCUACAUGCAGUGAAGAAGGGUUCCACUUGCCUGAUUACAUUUCCAGCACAAAUCAUUAUCCAGUAAUUCCCUCCUGUACAGUCCAGAUGGUGUUUAGUAGUAUCUAUGUAAUUUGUUAUAUUGUGUAAGUUUACCCCUUGCCUCUCUCAAAUACUUACCACACUUAGCCACAAUUAUUUCCUAUCUAUCAUCUCUAAUCUCUCCACCCAGGUCUCUCUGCCAAGUCAUUUUUAACUGGUUAGAGUCGUAACCAAGAGAAGAGUUAGCAAUUUUGUAAAAUUGUAAGGCUUUUCAUUUUCCAAGUUGAAGUUUCAUAUAGUCUAUCACCACAUUAUCAGUAAUAUUGUAUGGUUUUGGUGAGAUACAACUCCUUAUUUACAAGAAUUUCCAAAAGUUAUCUUUUCCGGUCAGCUUGAAUUUCUGCAACAAUUUGUCAUAUGACGAGAACACCCCAUCUUCAAGAGGAUUGUUAAUGGUGCUUAAACCUUCAGAGUGCCACUGUUUCCAAAACACUGUUUUUUUCCCCAAUACAUACAUCAGAAUUAUACCACAAGGAUGAAUAGCUUUGUAGCGUGUGUUUAAGUUUAAACAUUUUAUGUAUCUUGCUCCAAACACCCCUUGAAUAUAGAAGUAUUGGAUUUGUAAUGUUAGACCUUUUUUGUGAUAAUACCUCUAUGGGUUGGAAGCAUAUCUCCUUUUCUACCUCCAUCCAAGCUGCUUUAUCCGCUGUGACUGGCCAGUACCUUGUUAUUUUGGCUCAUUUUUUCAUUUUUUAUCUCAAAAGCUAAAUAAUAUAAUCUGAGGUCUGGGAGGCCCAGCCCUCCCUUUUCUUUACGUGUACAUAACUUUCUCAGUUUAUUUCGUGGUCUUUUCCCAGCCCACAGAAAAUGUUUUAUGACAUCAUCUAGUUGUCUUAAAGUGGUGGGUAGUAUCUUCAUUGGUAACAUCAUUGCCACAUAACGAAACUGUGGGGUGACUAUCAUUUUUAUAACAUUUAUUUUUCCCCAUAAUGUGAGUUUUAAUUUUCCCCACUUAACAAGAUUUGUUUUUAUCUUUUAAACUAAGGGGUUAAAGUUUAGUGCCACUAUCUUGUCUAUAUCUUCAGAGAGUUUGAUGCCAAGAUACUACCUGUCGUACCAAAAAUUAAACUUCUCCACUAUAGAUAAUAUACAUGUCUUGGAAAGAGGCACUGCUUCAAAUUCGCUUCAGUUGAUGAAGUAUCCUGAAAAUUUUGGAAAGGAUUUUAUGGUGUUCACCAGAUGUGGCAGAGACGUUAAUGGCUCGGAUACUACUGCUAAGAUAUUGUCAACGUAUAAUGAUAAUGUAUGUUCACUGUCUCCUCCUCUUACUUCUCUUAUUCCAGGGUGUGCUCUGACAAACCAGAAAAAUUCUAGAUAAAAAAUUUGAAAAGAAAAAAAGAAAAGCUCAGUUGGCACAGAUAAGUUUCUUAGAAAGGUAGCAGAAUAGCAACAGUGCUACUUUAAGCCAGUGGGUACUCUUUUUCCACUGAUAUCCUAAACCUGUCCAAUUCCAUAUCACCAAAUCUAAUUUUUAAUAUGCAGUCUUCCCUGAUGUCCAUCAGUUGCUCCUAAUGUUAGCAGUGAGCAGUCCUUCGCGCUCUACAUUGCGCUUGAACACCAAGGACCCUGGACCAAAUAUAAAUAAAAUUAAUUCCUAUCCACAUCUUUCAAUAAAAUUUGCAUUUCUUCCUUAUCAAAAUAAAUCCAUUUAUACACCUUUUAAGAAUGUCAAAUAAAAAGAGGAGCUUCAUUAGCUUCAAAGCAAACAUUAUUAGACUAUUAGUGAUAGUUAAGGUUAGCUUUGCUCUAUCCCGACUGAGGUACUACUAAGGUAAGGCCGAACAGCUUAAAAACGUAGUUUUAAAAGUGUUCAAACUCAUCUGGCAUCCCAUAUUCUAACCGGAUUUGAUAUUAUGUAUAUCCUGACAGAGUGUUUUAACCAUGGAAAAUUGUAACAUCAAUAAAUUUGGUAUGUUAGCAUGUUGAGUGUAAAGCUACUCGAGGACAUAUUCACUUUUCAAAACAAACGCCCCCUUGCAUAUAUUUAUUACAUGGGAUAAUCACAGGGUUAAACAAGCAAACAAGUUUUCUAACUCACCACAGGUAUUAUCAGAAGAAAAAGCACACUCUGGGUAGCAGCUUCAACUUGGGGCGGAUAGAAAUUUAUAAAAGUUGCAUGUUUUUUAUCGUCACAAAGCCAUGCUGCAUCUCUUAGCAACUCUUGGUAGGAUGCAGAUGGUGCGUUCAGGAACGUCAGAAUUUUCUAUACUGCUGAAAAUAACUGGGGUUACAAUGGCUUACACGUGAAGGAUUUGUGUGUGGUGGAGACAAAACGACCCCUGACAAAAAGUGGUGGGACACAUGCCCCCUAAACUGACGCCUAUGCAUGCCACAUAUAAGGUACAGAGCAAAUUUGAGGUGGUUCUCAUUGUAUAUUCUCUUUUUAGCCUAACUGCUAGAUUGUACCUUUGCGGCCUUUGAUGAAGAUUUAGAGCUUGAGGGUGAAGGCACAGUUUCACUAUCAUUGCUGUUCGGUUCUUUUGGGGCUUUUCUUUUUGGAAGACGAUCCACUGUUCCUUGCCUUUUGUGAAAGCAAAUGUUUUUUUGAUGUUAAAUGAUAAAAUGAUGUGCUGUGCAGUCAGACCUUGCGCUGACCCCCAAGGGGUGGGCUAUUGACAUUGCAACACAUUACUGACAAUGGGACUUUUGGUAAUGAAUGUUAUGUAUUUAUUUAUCUAAAAUGAAUUUACUUAUUUAUUCAUGCAUACAUGUAAAAAGAAUGUAUUUAUGUUUUCAUUCAUAUAUUUAUAAAUGAAAUGUCAGAAUAGGUCAUUUUUUUUACAGCAUCCCUGAAGCAGUCAGACAGAACCCCAGGGUGCCACAGCACCCAUUGUGUGAAAAGCUGUUUUAGAUGAAUGUGGUUUAGGAGGGUGGGGUUCUGUAUUUGUAUUUUUUUUUAUCGUGCUUUACUGGACAGUGUGCUACUUUUUUUUUUUUCAAUGAAGAAUGCCUUAUAAAUAAAGUUUGAUAGAUUGACUGAUAUUUCAUCUAUCCAUCUGUUUCUCAUGUGUUCUGAUCUAUGAGAGCUCCAGCUAGAGUCGGUCUUUGUUUGGUAGUUUGUCACACCCUCAUUAAAAAUGUUGAUUUCUUGGUUAGAGUGUGCUGAACAUUUUGUUACUAUGGCUUUGUAACCACCUCUUCCCUUCUUCCACCCUCAGGUAUCUCUGCCUUGCCAGCCUCCACUGCCCUGGGUCCUCUCACUGGCUCACCAGUCCUGUCUGCUGCCACUAAUGCCCUGAGCACUCCGGUGCCUGCUGCUGUAGGCGCCCCACAGUGA